UCCAAAACCGGGCCGGAGAGUCCCGCCUCUUCCGGCCGAGCCACUUCCGGUGCUGUGGGAAUGUAGCGGAGACAACGGCUGAGGAGAAUCGCUGGAGCGGAGGAGACGCUUGAAGCUGGCCGUCUGACGCGGCAAAUCCCGUAUAGGGAGAACUGGGGUUCUUGGCGCCCCUCCCCCCCAAAAAGCUUCUUAGCUUUUGCACCCGCGCCGGCCUGGUGCCUGCAUGGUGACCCGAUGGCAUCCCGCAAAGGAUCGGCCACCAGUCCCGGAAACGCACCCGUUGGCAAUGGCCGAGAUCGGGAAGACGUGGAGCUGGCCGAGCUCGGACCCCUUUUAGAGGAGAAAGCCGGUCCGGGAACAUCCCGUUCGGCCAAUAACCCGUGUCAGCCAUGCCCGGCUACUCAGGAGGAAGAGGAGGAGGAAGUAAGGGUCUUAACCCUCCCCUUGCAAGCCCACCAUGCUAUGGAGAAGAUGGAAGAAUUCGUCUACAAGGUCUGGGAAGGGCGGUGGAGGGUCAUCCCCUAUGAUGUACUGCCAGACUGGCUGAAGGACAACGAUUACCUGCUUCACGGACACCGCCCGCCCAUGCCGUCGUUCCGCGCCUGUUUCAAAAGCAUCUUUCGCAUCCACACCGAGACCGGCAACAUCUGGACCCACCUGCUUGGCUUCGUCCUCUUCCUGUGUCUCGGGGUCCUGACCAUGCUGCGUCCCAACAUGUACUUCCUGGCGCCCCUGCAGGAGAAGGUGGUUUUUGGGAUGUUCUUCCUAGGCGCCGUGCUAUGUCUCAGCUUCUCCUGGCUGUUCCACACCGUCUACUGCCAUUCGGAGAAGGUGUCACGGACGUUCUCCAAGUUGGACUACUCAGGAAUCGCCCUGCUGAUUAUGGGAAGUUUUGUCCCGUGGCUUUACUACUCCUUCUACUGCUCGCCCCAGCCGCGACUCAUCUAUCUGUCCAUCGUCUGCGUCCUGGGCAUAUCCGCCAUUAUCGUGGCCCAGUGGGAUCGCUUCGCCACCCCCAAACACAGACAGACCCGAGCAGGGGUCUUCCUCGGGCUGGGCCUGAGCGGCGUGGUACCCACAAUGCACUUCACCAUCGCCGAGGGCUUCGCCAAGGCCACCACGGUGGGCCAGAUGGGAUGGUUCUUCCUGAUGGCUGUGAUGUAUAUCACCGGAGCCGGACUUUACGCAGCUCGUAUUCCGGAAAGAUUCUUCCCGGGCAAAUUUGACAUCUGGUUCCAGUCCCAUCAGAUCUUCCACGUCCUGGUGGUGGCCGCGGCCUUUGUCCACUUCUACGGCGUCUCCAACCUGCAAGAGUUCCGUUACGGAUUGGAAGGCGGCUGCACGGAUGACUCGCUGCUCUAAGGAUCGUGAGAAACAAUCUCAAAAAGUUCCCGAAGAGCUUUUCCGGCGGACUUCAUCUUUCUCAACUUAAAACCGAAAGAUAGGUUGUUGGGUUUUUUUUAUUAGAAACAAAACUUGACACAACGUUGACUGCGCCUGGUGUUUGAAGCCUGGUGAGAAAGGAGAGCGGGGUUGCUCAUUUCUGAGGCUCCUCCGCAUUCUUGACGAGACAGCACACGGCUCGUCAGAUUCCUUGUUUCCCGUCGGGAAUGUCUCGCUCAGCAACGAUAGCUCUGACGAAGAAUCCCCGGGCUAUCCCGCCGACAUUUGUCUUUCUUGACAAAAAUCAUGUACAGCUAAAAGGAAAGUAUUGAAUAUUUAAGAAGUAGUUUUACAAGUGAGGUGCUGCCCGUCGGCUUCUGGAUCCUGACGUAUCGUCGAGGGAGCUGGGAGCCGGCCGCGAGGUGGGAUUCAGUGUUGCCGAGCUGUGACUUUCGGUGUGGAGAUGAUUGGAAUAAACAGUCUGAAGCUGUGGAUAAUGGGGUGCUGGGGAAUCGGGUCAAGGGAGGGGGGGGGUUGUCUUCAAGGUGUGCACGCAUCUACUCAAUCCAGAGUCUUAGCCUGGAGAUUUUGCUUCUGACGACCAUGGCCCUUUUGCUGGAUUUUCCAUGUCCCAUCCGAGCCACAUGCAUUGAUUUUCCCAACCGGCUAUUUUGUCUCGCCGUGCAGAAGAAAGGGAGGAUGAUUUGAAGGGGGUUGAGUUUCUGGUUUGCAAACGGCAUCUAUGCCGACAAAUAAAAAGAGGUGGAGCAAAGUUAUGGCAAGAUUUUUGCUGAAUAGACACAGAUAUAGAAAGCUGCCAUGUCUCGCACUGCUUGGAUCUAAGAGCAGAGAUGGCUAUGAGAGUGAAUUGUCCACCUGAACUGGUCUUCCCAGAGUAACCCUGCUUGGUCUUCCUCCUACUCCAUCCAACUUUCUGGCUUGUGCUUGUUGGUUUCCUUGCAAAUGUUUCACGACCCAACUAGGGAAUAUCAUCAGUGCUAAAAGGGGUUUGCUCUCUGUUUAUAUAUAAUCCCUUCUAGCACUGAUGAUGUUCCCUAGUUGGGUUGUGAAAUGUCUGCAAAGAAACAUCCAAGCUCAGAGAGCACCAAGGACCCCACAGUUGUUCUCCGCUCCCUCCUCUUCUCUGCACACACCACUCCCUUCCAGCACUGAUGAUGUUCCCUAGUUGGGUCAUGAAACAUCUCUGAGAAAACUAGCCAGCUCGGAGAGCACCAAGGACCUAUUCUUGUCUGUUGGUAUUUCUUACUUGGUUUGUUCAGAUAUUUCCUAGGGUAUCUCUCGUUACCUAAAAGCUUGCUUCAGUUGGGUGCUAUUGUUGUUCGUCCCUUUUCCUGCAUUUAAUUGUAGGUUGUGUAAGAGGAGAGCUGUGUCUAUACUGUGUCCAAAAUUAGGAAUCUCAAAGCCCCUUUUCCAUCUCAACAGAUUUUAUUAAAACGAAUCGGCUUUUGUGAGUUGCAGAAAGCUGAUACCUUUGAACACAACUUGUGAGUUGGAAAUAAUACGAAUGGCGUUAUCCUUCCCAUCUGCCAGCGAUUUCCUGAUAGGACGAGUCCAGCUGUGAGUUUACUUCUUACCCCUUUCUUAGCAAAAAAAAUAUCAGCUCUGCCCUCGUACAAUCGUGGUGGCACACACCUCGUUGUAUAGACAGCAAAGGCCCUCCUGUUAUUUCAGACGGAUUACACAAAUGAGAUUAGGCUUGCCAUGUGUGGAGAGUACAAAUCAGCCUCUUCUGGCUUUGCACUUUCCAGCUUGUCACUUUCACCUCUGCAGGUUCUUGCACAGAAGUUGCACUUUAUUGUAUGAAGAUCUGUUAAGAGUGUGCAAGGUUUUGGAUGCAAACUGGAAAAGAUGCUGUGGAAUGCAGAGAGGUAGCAUUGUCCCAGCAAGAGAGGUAGCUGCUUUCAUGAGCUUGGACUCAAUGCAGGGUUGAGAUUUAGCUGCUUUCAUAGGCUUCAAAUUUGUGCUUGGGUGUUGAGGUGUAGGUGCUUUAAUGAGCUUUGAACCAGCACAUUUUGUUGAGAUAUAGCUACUUCAAUGAGAAUUUAAACAGUGUUGGCUGUUAAGAUGUAGCUGUUUAACAAGCUGCAAACCAGUGCUGAAUUUUAAGAUAUAACUGCUUUAAUGAGCUUCUAGCCAGUACCAGAUUGUUGAAAUGUAGCUGUUUUCAUAGGCUUCGAAUUUGUGCUGGGGUGUUGAGAUGUAGGUGCUUUAAUGAGCUUGGAACCAGCAGAGGUUGCUGAGAUAUAGUUAUCUUAAUGAGCAUUAAAGCAGUGCUGGAUGUCACUAAAUGAACUGUUGUAAAUUGAGGACUACCAAGACUUCUCAUUUAGCAUUCCUUUGGGGACCAGAGAAUGGAAUAAAAACAGGUUUUGUGUUACCUCAACACUGCCUAAACCAGUUGUCAACUUGUCGGUCCUUCAGAGGACCAUUUGCGGUCCACACAACUUGGCAUGCAGUGGCUUUCUUCAAAUCGAGCAACUUGAAAAAUGUAUGGACUCUGAUUCCCAGCAUUCCCCUGCCGGCGUUGGGGAUUCUGGGAGUUUAAUUCCUGACAUGCUGGUUGGACAAUUCUGGGAACAGAACGCUGCACAUUUUCGUGUUCCCACAGGGGAAUCAACCCUCCGCUGUGGUUUCGGUUCCUUUGGUGAGACAGAUCAACACAAGAAGGAUUUUUUUUUUCUUUUGAAAGUCCGCAGGACGGGCUGAGACCAAACAUUUUGCGUUUUUGGCCCAAAUAUCCAAAUCUUCCCUAAAAAUUUAUCAUCAAGUUAGCACUGAUGAUAAAAGCUCUCCAUCCAGGAAGGACAUAAACUUCCAUCUCGGUCUUCUUUCAAAAUUAAACAAUUAAAAUUUGCCUUUAAAACAGUUCAAGUAGUCCUCAAAUUUCAACCAUUUGUUUACAGGCUAUUAGAAGUUACGACUAUUUGAAGUUGUUAUUUGAAAAAUGAUUUGCGGCUGAUCCUCACACUUACGACCAGUCCUCACACUUACCACUGUCGCAGUAUUUCCCCAGUAAGGUGAUUGAUCUCCAGGUGUCUGGCGAUGGCAUGUAUUUAUGACCGUUGCAAGGUCAUGUGACCGCAAUUUGCGACCUUCCCAGCCUGGCUUCCGACAACCAAAGGGAAUGGGUGAAAGCUCGAUUCGCUUAACAACCACUUGAUUCAUUUUAACAACCGUGGCAAAAAAAGGUAAAAUGGGUGUGACUCACUUGCUUAGCAAUGGGAAAUUCCUAAUUUCUGGGUUCCUUGGUAUGCUCCGGCAGACAUUUCAUGACCAAACUAGGUAACAUCAUCAGUGCAAUCCUGUGAAAGUCUCACCCCAAUUGUGGUCGUAAAUCGAGGACUGCUCAGCCUUAUUCACCGGCCUUCCCCACAUUGUGUUUGGUUUGUCAAUCUUGGGAGCCAAGGAUGGAAACAGCUGACUUAAAAAGCUGAAAAAAGUUUUUAAACGGAGCUCAUCGAUAAAGUACAAUGUCACACAAGUGCCCAACCACAAACGUGCAAAAGAUACAAAGACACAACUGUCUGGUAGCAGGCAGGUUGCAUCCGGUCGCAGCAACGAAACGAAACGUCCAACAAAAGUGGUUACCUCUGGUCUUCCUUUGGCCACCCAGCAACUUUUCAAACACCAGAUGUGUGUCUGUGUGUGUAUGUGUGUGUAUGUUUGUGUCCCGCAGGCACACACAAACACACCCUCUUCAGCAGGAGAAGGCAGUGCCCAGAAUAAAGAUACAAUUUGAUCCUGUAUGUUGCUGGCCCUUUGCAGGAAACCACCUCACACUGUCCGAAGAAAAGAAAACUUUGUUUUCGUAGCAAACACCCGAAAGGCUCUGCAGAUGCUAGCUAUACAGGUAGUCCUUGACUUACAACUGUUCAUUUAUUGACCGACGUUACGGCACUGAAGUAACUGACUUAACGUCUGGUUUUCACAUUAUGACCGUUGCAGCAACCCCAUGGUCAUGAGAUCAGAAUUCAGGCACUUCGCAAGUAGCUCAUAUUUAUGACCCCAUUUUCUGACCCCCUGAUAAGCAGAGUCAGUGGGGGAAAGCCAGAUUUGCUUAACGGCCACAUGAUUCACUGGACAACCGCACUGAUUUCAUUCACAAUAACCAUGACAAAACAGGGUUGUAAAAACGUGGCAAAGUUCACUUUAAAACAGCUGCCAUGGCUUAACCAGGGGCUCGAUUGUGGUCGUAAGUCAAGGACUCCUAUCAAGGACCCAGGUAGAAAGAUUUCAGAAAAUUAUAUUGGUGAGGCUACCCCCCCUCCCCUUCCCAAGAUGAUAUUUUUAAAAAUGUUACAAGAAAAGUGGGGUUUUAAGGUAAUUUAGAGGGUAAUAGAAGUAGUAAACCUAUGUAAUAACUUGAGAUAUCAAGAUAUAUAUAUAUAUAUAUUUAUGAAAGGAACUAAAGUGAUAGCUGGUGCAAAAAUCUUAUUAACACCUCGCGGUAAUGAUCGGGAUAAUGUGGAUUAUUAUGUAGGUGUAAAUGUUCAGUUAUAAGAACAGAUGCGUUUGGCAUAUUUCUUUUUUCGACAGAGACGAUGCCUUCGUAACAACGAACCUUUUUUUCUGCAGUUUGUAAACUAGCCAAGAUUGUAAAGAGGUUUCUCAGCAAUAAAAAAAAACCCUUUUUAAAUUAUU
Messenger RNA from Ahaetulla prasina, 6045 nucleotides. RefSeq names its product adiponectin receptor protein 1. Gene Ontology annotation, biological process: adiponectin-activated signaling pathway. The transcript is spliced from 8 exons. Gene Ontology annotation, cellular component: plasma membrane. Gene Ontology annotation, molecular function: signaling receptor activity. Bases 235 to 1362 code for a protein of 375 amino acids. The record is from RefSeq and is a predicted model, not a curated record. NCBI's taxonomy places the organism in Eukaryota, Metazoa, Chordata, Lepidosauria, Squamata, Colubridae.